Messenger RNA from Lactuca saligna, 704 nucleotides. The record is from the annotation of a GenBank genome assembly. Lineage: Eukaryota; Viridiplantae; Streptophyta; Magnoliopsida; Asterales; Asteraceae.
AUGGUUGAAACCUUGUUUGAAGAUAUAUUUAGGGUUGAUCAGCUUGACCCUGAUGGCAAGAAAUUUGACAAAGUUAAUCGUAUAGAAGCAAGAAGCGAUCAAUUUGAUAUGUACAUGCAGCUGGAUGUGAAUACAGAUGUUUAUCCUAUGCAUGUUGGUGAGAAAUUUAUGAUGGUUCUAGCAACUACCUUGAACUUGGAUGGAACUCCUGACAGUGGAUUCUUUUCUCCUGGUGGGCGAAAGUCACUUGCUGACAAGUUUGAAUAUGUGAUGCAUGGAAAAUUGUAUAGGAUCAAUGAAGAAGGGUCAGGAGCUAAUGUUAAAGCGGACAUUUAUGUCUCGUUUGGUGGUUUAUUGAUGUUGUUGAGGGGUGACCCUUCAAUUGCAGCUAAGUUUGAGCUUGAUCAGAGGCUAUUCAUCCUCAUGAGGAAGGUGGACAAGGCUUAGUUGUUCAACAUAUAUCUCAAUCAGGAUGAUGCCAAAGUAAUGAGAAUUAAUAAAAAAAAAAAAUCAGAUGUAAAAUAUGUUGACAAUUUUAACUUCUUAUAUAUUGUAUGUACCUUUUAGGGUUUACUUUCUGCAAUAUGAAAACCAUGAUAAUUUCUAAUCUGGAACGUGAUUUUGGACAAAUGUUGAAGUGAAGAUAUUUGCGUUAUUUUUCUAGUAUUUUUCAUUUUCAAUAAAUGUUUAUUGUCUAUGUGCAU